AGAUCUAUUGGACAGGUCUUUGGUCAAAGCUUUUGUGCCUAGAAAAAAAAAUUAUAUACUUGAACAACAAUCUUGAUUGCAUUUUAUGUGUUUAUAGUUAUAUAAGCAUAAAGAAUUCACCUUUUUGUUGAGAUAAUCAUUUUUCUAAUCUUGAUUAUUGGUGCCUUGUUUGUCAUUGUAUAUUCUUUUAGCUUUUUGUUUGAAUCUACUUGCCCUCUUCUUAUUCUAUAGCCCUCAUAGUUUUCUGCACAUAUAUACAUACAUGUGUGUGUAUUCUCAAUUAUUCAUUUCUUGAUUUUUUUUCCAAGUUUCUGGGGCUUUGAGCUUUGAGCUUAUUGGUUGUAAUUCUUUCUGGGGUUUUGUUUUUUGCUUUUAGUGUAAUUCUUUAUUGUAUAUUUUGGAGGUUUGUUUUAGGCAUUUGGGCAUUCCUCAGGCUUGUUUUUCUUGAAGUAGCUGCACCUUUGAGUGCAAAGAUUCAAUCUUUUUGGUUUUUCUUGAGGCGGGCUUGCACUUUUGAGUGCAAAGAUUGAAUCUUUUUGGUGUUUCUUGAGGUGGGCUUGUUGAAAUUGUUUGGUUAAAUUGCAGUUGGAGUAGUGAUUUUUAGACCAAUGACUGGGAGGAGGAGAAAGAUACAUUUUAGUAAGAUCUACACAUUUAGAUGUGGAAAAUCUAGUGUCAAAGAUGAUCAUCAUCAGAUUGGAGGGCCUGGAUAUUCAAGAGUAGUGUAUUGUAAUGAACCUAAGAGCUUUGAGGCUUCUUUAACUGAAUAUGCAGAUAAUUAUGUUAAGUCUACAAAGUAUACUCCUGCAACUUUCUUGCCAAAAUCUUUGUUUGAGCAGUUCAGGAGAGUGGCAAAUUUUUUCUUUCUUGUUACUGCAAUCUUGUCAUUCACAAAAAUUGCUCCUUAUUCUGCUGUGAGUUCUGUUUUGCCUCUGGUUAUUGUUAUUGGGGCAACCAUGAUCAAGGAAGGUGUUGAAGAUUAUCGACGAAAACGACAGGAUGAUGAGGUGAACAGCAGAAAGGUUAAUGUACAUCAGGGUGAUGGAACCUUCAAACAGUGUGAAUGGAAAGAGCUAAAAGUAGGUGAUGUGGUUAAAGUGCAGAAGGAUGAAUUCUUUCCAGCUGACCUACUCUUACUUUCUUCUAGUUAUGAUGAUGCAAUCUGCUACGUUGAGACCAUGAACCUUGAUGGAGAAACAAAUUUAAAACUAAAACAGGCGUUGGAGGUAACUUCUUCGCUUCACGAGGAAUCGAGCUUUAAGGAUUUUAAGGCUGUUGUUAAAUGUGAAGAUCCAAAUGCAAAUUUGUAUACUUUUGUUGGAAGUAUGGAGUUGGAAGAACAAAACCAUCCCCUUGAACCUCAGCAGCUUCUUCUUAGAGACUCUAAACUUAGAAAUACAGAAUACAUUUAUGGAGUUGUUAUCUUCACUGGCCAUGAGACAAAGGUAAUUCAAAACUCUACUGACCCCCCUUCGAAGAGAAGCAAAAUUGAGAAGAAAAUGGACAAAAUUAUAUAUUUUUUGUUCGGCGUCUUGUUCGUAAUGGCAUUUAUUGGAUCAAUUGUCUUUGGAAUUGUUACGAAAGAUGACCUCCAUGGCGAACGCAUGAAAAGGUGGUAUCUAAGACCUGAUAAUGCUAACAUAUUUUUUGAUCCCGACCGAGCUCCAUUGGCUGCAAUUUAUCACUUCCUGACUGCCCUGAUGCUUUAUAGUUACUUGAUUCCAAUUUCACUGUACGUGUCAAUAGAAAUUGUCAAAGUUCUUCAAAGCAUUUUCAUCAAUCAAGAUAUUGAAAUGUACCAUGAGGAAACUGACACACCAGCUCAUGCCCGCACCUCUAAUCUAAAUGAGGAACUUGGCCAAAUUGACACGAUACUUUCAGACAAAACAGGAACACUAACUUGCAAUUCCAUGGAAUUUAUCAAAUGCUCUGUGGCAGGAACACCAUAUGGUCGAGGUGUCACUGAAGUUGAGAGGGCAAUGGCCAAAAGAUAUGGAACAGCUCUAUUAGGAACCAAGGAUAAGAAGAAUGAUACUGUGGAGAAUGAUACAAAACCCCAUAUCAAAGGCUAUAAUUUUGAAGAUGAAAGGAUCACAGACGGAAAUUGGGUUCAUGAACCUCAUUCAGAAGUCAUACAGAAAUUCUUGCGUCUAUUGGCUAUCUGCCACACAGCAAUUCCUGAUGUGGAUGAAAAUACUGGAAAGGUCACAUAUGAAGCUGAGUCGCCGGAUGAAGCAUCAUUUGUCAUUGCUGCCUCAGAACUUGGUUUUGAGUUUUAUAAAAGGACACAAACAACUGUUUCAAUUAAUGAGUUUGAUCCUGUGUCUCAUACAAAAGUUCAAAGGGAUUAUGACCUUUUGAAUGUUUUAGAAUUCAACAGUACGAGAAAGCGGAUGUCUGUUAUUGUGAGAAAUGAAGAAGGACAACUAUUGCUACUCUGCAAAGGUGCAGACAGCGUCAUGCUUGAAAGGCUCGCGAAAAGUGGAAGGCAAUUUGAAAAUGAAACGAGGGAGCAUGUGGAUGAGUAUGCUGAUGCCGGCUUAAGAACAUUACUGCUUGCUUAUCGUGAACUCACUGAAGAAGAAUACAAAGAAUUUGAUGAGAAAUUUAAAGCGGCCAAGAAUUCAGUAAGUGCAGAUCGAGAGACACUGAUUGAUGAUGCCACAGAGCUGGUUGAGAAGGACUUGAUUCUUCUUGGUGCAACAGCAGUUGAGGACAAACUCCAACAAGGGGUCCCCGAAUGUAUUGACAAGCUUGCUCAAGCAGGAAUAAAAAUAUGGGUUUUGACUGGAGAUAAGAUGGAGACCGCAAUUAAUAUUGGGUUUGCUUGCAGUUUGCUUAGACAAGGAAUGAAGCAGAUAAUUGUUACCUUGGAGACACCAGAGAUUAAACAAUUAGAGAAAGUGGGAGAAAAGGGCCCAAUAGCUGAGGCCUCAAAGAAGAGUAUCCUCCAACAGAUAAGUGAAGGAAAGGAUCUGAUCGCGUCAUCAGGCAAUGAGGCAUUUGCUCUGAUCAUUGAUGGUAAAUCACUUGUGUAUGCUCUGGAAGACGACCUGAAGAAAAUGUUCUUAGAUCUUGCAGUUGCGUGUUCCUCAGUUAUUUGCUGUCGCUCGUCACCUAAACAGAAGGCACUGGUUACUAGACUUGUAAAAGAAGAAACCGGAAAGACAACACUGGCAAUUGGUGAUGGAGCAAAUGAUGUGGGUAUGCUUCAAGAGGCUGAUAUCGGAGUCGGAAUCAGUGGAGUUGAAGGAAUGCAGGCGGUGAUGUCAAGUGAUAUUUCCAUUGCUCAGUUUAAAUAUCUGGAACGCUUACUACUGGUGCAUGGGCAUUGGUGUUACCGAAGGAUCUCAUCAAUGAUAUGCUACUUUUUCUACAAAAACGUCGCGUUUGGUUUCACUCUCUUCUUCUAUGAGGCAUAUGCCUCAUUUACUGCCCAACCUGCAUACAAUGAUUGGUUUCUGUCCCUCUACAAUGUUUUCUUCACAUCACUUCCCGUGAUUGCUAUGGGAGUUUUUGACCAGGAUGUAUCAGCUAGAUUUUGUCUCAAGUUCUCUCUAUUGUAUCAAGAAGGUGUGCAAAAUGUGCUUUUUAGCUGGCGAAGAAUAAUUGGCUGGAUGCUCAAUGGAGUUUGCAGUGCUGUUAUAAUAUUCUUCCUCUGCACAAGAGCACUAGAUGUCCAAGCCUUUAAAAAAGAUGGGAAAACUGCAGGGUUGGAUGUAUUAGGGCCGACAAUGUACACAUGUGUAGUCUGGGUAGUUAACUGUCAAAUGGCCCUUUCCAUCAGUUACUUCACCUUGAUUCAGCAUAUCUUCAUCUGGGGCGGAAUUUGUCUCUGGUAUCUUUUCCUCCUGGCAUAUGGGGCCUUGCCACCGAGCUAUUCAACAAAUGCUUAUAAAGUCUUCACUGAAGCCCUCGCUCCAUCAGCCUCCUACUGGUUCAUCACUCUAUGUGUUGUGAUCGCAGCAUUGAUACCUUACUUUUCAUACAAAUCUAUUCAAAUGCGGUUCUUCCCUAUGUACCACGGCAUGAUACAGUGGAUAAGACAUGAAGGGCGUUCAGAGGACCCCGACUACUGCAACAUGGUCAGACAAAGAUCAAUUAGACAUACAACAGUAGGUUUUACAGCUCGGUCUAUGGCCAGAACAAAUCCUUUAACUGGCAGCAUUCAUUAUCAGACAUCGACCGCAAGGACUAAUCCUUUAACAGGCAGCAACCAUGGCCAGAGAUGACGCGUUGUGUCCAGUUUUCGAUUACCAACUCAAAGGGAAUGAACUGGAGAUCUGCCCCAUGCACAUGAUUAAAUGAGGGAAUGCUCCACAGAUUACAAGUACCUGAAAUCUGUACAGCAGCAUAAGAUAAAUGUACAUUAUGUUAUAUUGUCAGAUAGAGGCCGCAAAAUCUUGUCAUUUCGCUUUGUAAAUUUUUUUGGUUAUAUUUGUCUUGUCGCCAUAAUACUUUGUGGUGAAAGAUGUAAAAGUUUUGUUGUAAAUUACAUUACGAAUUCAGAUUUUCUUAAAAACAAUGAUCAUAUUUAUCAUAUA
Molecule: messenger RNA, 4544 nt
Organism: Daucus carota subsp. sativus
Lineage: Eukaryota; Viridiplantae; Streptophyta; Magnoliopsida; Apiales; Apiaceae
Product: putative phospholipid-transporting ATPase 9
Exons: 11
Coding region: 609-4232 (1207 amino acids)
Biological process (GO): phospholipid translocation
Cellular component (GO): plasma membrane
Molecular function (GO): magnesium ion binding; ATPase-coupled intramembrane lipid carrier activity; ATP binding
Source: RefSeq, a predicted model, not a curated record